Messenger RNA from Porites lobata, 927 nucleotides. The record is from the annotation of a GenBank genome assembly. Lineage: Eukaryota; Metazoa; Cnidaria; Anthozoa; Scleractinia; Poritidae.
AUGGCGGCGCAGAACUCCAGUCAGUAUCCCUACGAGGCGUGCCUGAUUGAUGGCCUUUCAAGUGAUGUUCAACACCAGACACUUAACAUCGGCAACUACAUUUUCCGUCCCCUGAAUUUUAUUCUGGCUUUUUUGGCAUUUGUCUUUAAUACGCUUGUUAUCAUAGCUGUGGCACGAACCAAAUCCCUUCAAUAUCCCGCGAUGGUUAUGAUGUGCAGUUUGGCAGUAACUGACAUAAUAUUCCCACUGUAUUCUUUGUACAGAUACAUAGAAACAUUCACACACGAACACAUGUGUCCAGCAGCAUCGUAUGAGAACCCAUUGUAUUUUGCCAUCAGUGGUCUUUGUACCUUGGCAACGCUUGGUAACCUGGCUGCUAUCAGUAGAGAUCGCUAUUUGGCAGUCCGAAGACCUGUGUGGUAUCGUAAUCACAUGAAAAUAUCACGUUCUUUUAAGACAGUAUGCUUACCUUGGCUUAUCAGUGUAGUAUAUGCAGUUUUAACGUAUUUUUCAAAACGUUUGAGCAGAGUUUACACACCUAUGGCAGCAGUUUUCCUUCUAGUUCUUUUUCCUUUUUAUUUAUCUGUCAUCACGUUCUGUUAUCUUAGUAUUUAUUGUGGAAAAAAUAUUCAAGUGGGAAAUCUAAACGAAGCCCUUCUAAAAAGGGAAAAACGACUAGCUAACACAGUUGCGUGGAUCCUUUUGAUUCUGGUAUUGACCUACUUUCCUGGUCUUCUUUUUGGAGGUGUUUUGGUUGCAAAAGGAGUAAAUAAUUUGCCCUUUCGGCCCUUUUACGUCAUUUUUAUUCAAUUGAAUGGAGUUUUGAAUCCUUUGUUAAACUUCAGUCGCAUUAGAAAGAUGCGCAAAGCAAUAAGAGACUUGUUUAGAAGCCAUCAGCAAUUACAGUCAUCAUCACUUGCCAACAAU